Messenger RNA from Lecanosticta acicola, 1497 nucleotides. Lineage: Eukaryota; Fungi; Ascomycota; Dothideomycetes; Mycosphaerellales; Mycosphaerellaceae. The record is from the annotation of a GenBank genome assembly.
AUGGCUUACAGCGAAAAGGUCCACACGGCAUACCUGUCGCGCUCCCCAGGGCCGGCCAUGAAACCCAACCUGCGCCGCAGAGUACCGCAACGAGUAAUCUACAUUGCCGCUUCUCUCCUCCUAAUAUUCCUCUUCUACAUCACACAUCACAGCACCUCGUCGGCACGCGCGAGGGAACCGAUUCUCUCUCUCCCCAAAUCCGACUCUGGCAAGUCGAAGAAUACAGAAACUACCACCAUCACCAACUCGAAGAACGAUGAUCUACCCUGCCGCUCCCUCCCAGGCGCCAGCGAUGUCGUCGUGAUCCUCAAGACCGGCUCAACGGAGCUGCAGGAUAAACUCCCAGUCCAUCUCAACACCACUCUACGUUGCUAUCCGAACUACCUCAUCUUCUCCGACUACGAAGAGACCUACCACGGCGAACACAUCUACGACGCACUCGAGUUCACGACACCCUCCACACGUUCGCAAAAUGGCGAUUUCGAUCUCUGGCGUCGCCUCCAAAAAGGAGGAAGAUCAGCCCUCAAACCUUCCGAACUCAGUGGUCCCAUCUCCAGACCAAACAGCGCGACAGGAAAACCAGAUAACCCGGGUUGGAAGUUAGACAAAUGGAAAUUCAUGCCAAUGGUAAACAGGACACUGAUGGAAUAUCCGGACAAGAAGUGGUAUAUCUUUGUGGAGACGGAUACCUACAUUCUCUGGCAAACGCUUCUGAAUUACCUGUCGGCAGUGGAUUGGACGAAGCCAUACUAUAUCGGCGGACAGAUCUGGAUCGGAGAUAUACAAUUCGCGCAUGGAGGGACGGGGUUUGCGGUCUCUCAGCCCGCACUUAAGAGUGUUGUCAAAAUGUUCCAGGAAAACCAGGAAGAGUGGGAAGCGUUCACGGAUGGACACUGGGCUGGCGAUUGUGUUUUGGGAAAAGCAAUGAAAGAUAGCGGGAGUCCCAUGACGAUGUCAUGGCCUAUCUGGCAGGGCGAUGAUAUUGGAAAUAUGAACUAUGGAAGAGUCGAUGGACAUCGCUUGUGGUGUUUCCCGACUGUGAGUUAUCAUCAUCUGGGACCGGGUGUCGUCAAGGAUCUGUGGGAAUUCGAACAGGGGUGGAUUGCGAAACAGCAGGUGAGUUCGUGGAAGAGACACAUUCCUAGAAGCAAGCGUACUGAUCUGGAGAUUGAACAGAACCCCUCCAAAGCCAUGCGGCACCACGAAAUGUAUACACAAUACAUCCUCCCACGGAUCCAGGAACCGAAGAAAGACUGGUACAACCACGCCGACGAAGACCGAGGGCCCGUUUCCUCGCUUGCAGAAUGCGCAGAGAUAUGUGAGAAAGAUGGAGGCUGUCUGCAGUAUGCGCUCAGCUCGGAUGACCGAUGCAUGUCCUCGACAAGACCGAAUCUCGGAGAAUGGUACAAGGGGAUAGAAUCGGGCUGGAUGCCUGAAAGGAUGAAGAAGUGGGCGGAGAAGAUGGAUACGUGUAAAGAAGGAGGAUGGUUGAUUUGA